Messenger RNA from Rhizoctonia solani, 522 nucleotides. Its product is annotated as CT20 domain-containing protein. Gene Ontology annotation, cellular component: nucleus; H4/H2A histone acetyltransferase complex. The transcript has 5 exons. Lineage: Eukaryota; Fungi; Basidiomycota; Agaricomycetes; Cantharellales; Ceratobasidiaceae. The record is from RefSeq and is a predicted model, not a curated record. The coding region runs from base 1 to 522 and encodes 173 amino acids. Gene Ontology annotation, biological process: regulation of DNA-templated transcription.
AUGCCCGACGACCACGAAUUCGAACCACAGGCGCCUGAUGGGUUUCUUGACACACUGGAAGGAGAGAUAGCUCUCUUUCGCUCGAUUGAGCGUGCACGCCCUAUUCGAAAUGAAUCCGGUUUUUGGGUGAAUGUUGCUGAUAUCUGGGCCAAACUUGCUACACUCUACCACCUAGACGCGUUGGACGACAUGGAUGAACAGCAAUUUCACCCAGUAACCGGUCGACUCAUUGUGUAUCCGUCUGUAUGGGAUGCCGAUGAGCUUUAUUCUUAUCCUGCCUUUAACGAAUUUGCACUUCCUUAUUCUCAGUUCAAUGACGACCUGACGGAAGGCGAAGACGACGCAGAAACCGACGGGGCUACGGAACCUCCGGAUGAUACUGUCGACGAUGAUGCGGAGGCAGAUACACCAGAUGAUACCCCGGCGGUCAAUCGUAGAGGCGCCCGCAAGAGCAAUGCUAGAGCAAAACAGCCGACCAAAGGUGCUAAGAGCAAGAGCAGCGGGAAGAAGAAAAAAAAAUAG